This is a messenger RNA of Neoarthrinium moseri, 2085 nucleotides long. RefSeq lists its product as uncharacterized. Bases 1 to 2085 code for a protein of 694 amino acids. Gene Ontology annotation, molecular function: protein binding. NCBI's taxonomy places the organism in Eukaryota, Fungi, Ascomycota, Sordariomycetes, Amphisphaeriales, Apiosporaceae. The record is from RefSeq and is a predicted model, not a curated record. The transcript has 2 exons.
AUGAUGGCCCACGAGCAGCUGUCGCCGGCCACUAGCUCGGCGACGAACCGCACGAACCGCGGCGGCCGUCCCAAGGAAUGGACCGACCCGCGCACCCGCCGACUAACACGGCUCUACGUCUAUACCGCCCUCAAAGUCGACAAGAUACUCGAGGUUCUGGAAGACAAGGCCUGGUCUCCUGGCAAGGAAGCCGCCAACAAGCACCUGAAUCACCUUCUUGGGAAGGACCCGCGCUGGAUGCGACCGAAGGACUGGGGUGAAGCACGUCAACGUGUGGCAGGCCUGAAGGGCAGCGAACGCGCAAGACCAUCACCGAAAUGUGCCUGUCCCAAUCAGUUUUCCCCUCACCCCAUGCACGCGCCGCAGGGCGACAGAUUCCAGGAUGUAUCCAGGAGCGACACCAUGGACAGCGCAAUGCUGUCGCGAUCCUCCGGGUCGUCGAUGGAAAAGAGGGAUCUUUUCGUUCUCGGCACCGACUCACAAGGAAUGCAUAACGGCUAUGCCGUUCCACCACAGCAUGGUCCGGCUCACGACCUGGGGACCAUGCACAACCCCUCGUAUACAUCACUGGGCCGUUUCAUGCCGAAGAUACGCAGCCGACAGGGAACCCAAAUGACGACUUCGACCAACUUCAGUGUCGGAAGCAGCCGGGAAGCGUAUCGGUCGCUCCAGGAGAAGCUCAGGGGAGUCAACGGUAUUGGACGCUCUGACAUCAAAGACGUGUUCAGACUGUUGAAGCGGUUCACUAUAUCAAAUGAGCCGGACGCUGGCCACGCCAAUUACUCGCCCAACGAGUCGGCCAUGCAUCCACGUGCAUCCCCCAACAUCGACUUCGCACAAUAUCAAGAAGAAGGGACUACGACCCCGCGUAUUGUUCAGUACCCACUUCCCUGUGACUUCAUUCACACCAAUGCUGCUUCACAUAAUCCGGCAACAGGAAUGGACCAAUUUGGCAAUACGAUAUAUCAUGAACUUGCCAUCAGUGCAGGCUGUGAAAGGCAGCUCAUCGACUUGGUUUCGGAACGUUCGCGCGCCCAGGACCCAACCCUCAAUGCUACCAAUACUGGUGGACAGACAUUCCUGCACGUGUUACAUGACGACUGGUUUAGCGAGCCGGCGUUACUCAAAGAUCUCGUCAACACGUUGCGGACCACGCAGUUCAACUUCUACGCCGCCGAUGUCUAUGGGCGAUCGUUCUUCCAUCUGCUUCGUCAAAAACUGGCAGACCCCGGAGACAUGAGGGAUUUCACGCCGUAUUUUGAUAUCAAGAGAUAUAACACACGCGAUGCGUUCGGAGUUCGACCCAUGAUUGGGCGAGCCACGACCAUGACAGCGACCAGAGAGCGCCCGGCAUCGCUGACCAUCCCGACUACAGACAGAAACCAGGAACGAAUUGAGCAUCACACGGCGCUCUUGAAGAUAGUGAACGGAGCAACCCAAACGUUAAAUGGGCAUGCAACGGAAGACACCCAGGGACGCAACGCUCUUCACUGUCUCGCCGAGGUGAUCUUGGGCUACGCAACGAUACAGGACCCAACCAACAGCACGCGGGCUCCCAAACGGAAGUUGGAUGUGACAGACGAGCCAGUCUCAUUGCACUGUCCUCUAAGCCAGCGACUAGAGUUUCUCGAAACGGUCCUGGUGGCGAACGUCGAUGUCAACCACUACAACGCUCGUGGAGACACUGUUCUCAUGUCGUUCAUAACCCACAUUGCCGACGGCAAAGACGACAAGGAUCUCGAACAGUUGAUCAAGCGACUUAUCCAGGCCGGCGCCAAACUCGAGGCCCGCAACCGCAGCGGCGAGACCGUGCUGCAGGUAGCCGCAAGACUCGGCCAGAAAUUCGCCGUCAAAGUCCUUGUCGAACACGGGGCGAACCUGCAUGUGCGAAACUGCGACGGGCGAAGCAUCUUGCAGAUGAUCGACGACCUCACUCGGUUGUCGCCGGAAUGGUCCGAGCAGCUCGCGCGGCUCGAGGCAACCCGUGGGGUCCUCACCGGCCGCUUCAGCAAGUUCCAGGCCGAACAGGACCCUUCCCUAUUUCAGGAGUGGGGCCUUCGAUCCAGUUUUCCGAUGUCAGCUUGA